Phaethon lepturus (White-tailed tropicbird) is the source of this 2374-nucleotide messenger RNA. It is a transcript of the gene GATAD2A, whose product is annotated as GATA zinc finger domain containing 2A. Gene Ontology annotation, molecular function: sequence-specific DNA binding. The annotation marks the transcript as partial. Lineage: Eukaryota; Metazoa; Chordata; Aves; Phaethontiformes; Phaethontidae. Gene Ontology annotation, biological process: negative regulation of transcription by RNA polymerase II. The record is from RefSeq and is a predicted model, not a curated record. The transcript has 9 exons. Gene Ontology annotation, cellular component: NuRD complex.
UGAAAUAAAGAGAGAAAAGAGAGUCCCCUCACCGGAUGUUAUAGUGUUAUCUGACAAUGAACCUUCUAGCCCUAGAAUGAAUGGUUUAACAAAAAUAGCAUUAAAGGAGACCAACACGGAGGCACUCAUGAAAAGCAGUCCAGAGGAGCGUGAGAGAAUGAUUAAACAACUAAAAGAAGAGUUACGGUUAGAAGAAGCGAAGCUCGUUUUAUUGAAAAAGUUACGGCAAAGUCAAAUCCAGAAGGAGACCACUACUCAGAAGCCUGCUGGUUCCUCUGGGAGUGCUGUGGCCACCCCUCCGCCCUUGGUGCGGGGACCGCAGAGCGUUCCUGCUGGCAAGCCGUCCCUCCAGACCUCUUCUACGCGUAUACCAGGCACUGUUAUUCCUCCUCCCUUGGUCCGUGGAGGGCAGCAGACUUCUUCGAAAUUAGGAACUCAGCAAAACACGCAGAUAGUAAUGCCACCUCUUGUCAGAGGAGCACAGCAAAUCCACAACAUCCGACAGCACUCCAGCACGGGGCCGCCUCCGCUGCUGCUGGCACCGCGGGCAUCGGUCCCCAGCGUACAAAUUCAGGGGCAGCGAAUUAUCCAGCAGGGUCUGAUCCGCGUCGCCAACGUCCCCAACACCAGCCUGCUUGUCAAUAUCCCGCAGGCUUCACCGACUUCAAUCAAAGGUACAGCCGUGACAUCCGCUCAGGCUAAUGCUACUACGACCAGCGCCGCUUCCAUCGUCAACUCCAACGACUCGCCGGCCAGCCGGCAAGCCGCCGCCAAGCUCGCCUUGCGGAAGCAGCUGGAGAAGACGCUGUUGGAGAUCCCUCCUCCCAAGCCACCUGCACCAGAGAUGAACUUCCUGCCCAGUGCGGCUAACAACGAAUUUAUUUACUUAGUCGGGUUGGAAGAAGUUGUGCAGAAUUUGCUGGAAACUCAAGGUAAAGUUUCGGUUGCUGUAUCGUCUCGUGAGCCCUAUAUGUGUGCUCAGUGUAAGACUGACUUCACCUGCCGUUGGAGGGAGGAGAAGAACGGAACCAUUAUGUGUGAAACCUGCAUGACAUCAAAUCAGAAAAAGGCCUUGAAAGCUGAGCACACUAACCGACUGAAGGCUGCCUUCGUAAAAGCACUGCAGCAAGAGCAGGAGAUUGAGCAAAGGAUACUGCAACAGACUGCGUCUCCUGUGCAGACCAAGUCAGACCCUAUAGUGCAGCACCACUCGCUCAAGCAGACUUCUAGCCAGAUGUCUCGAGGUCCUCCCGGAGCUCCGCGAGGAGUGUUGCAUGCAUUUAGCCAGUCACCCAAGUUGCAGAAUGCAUCGUCUGCAGCAGCACUUGGGAGUAGGCCAGGUAAGCAUGCUGAGAGACCUGUCAGCAAGGGCAGCGCUGCCGCCUGGAAGAAGACUCCCAUCAAUACAGGUGGGGCUUUACCUUUUGUUAAUCCUAGUUUAGCUGUGCACAAGUCGUCUUCAGCAGUAGACCGCCAGCGUGAAUAUCUCCUGGAUAUGAUUCCCCCACGGUCCAUCCCACAGUCCGCCACGUGGAAAUAAUGCAGAGGAACGCCCAAGAGGAAGACUUUCCUGUUUCUGCCAUCCUUUUUGUACCACAUUACAGUGGAAUCUGCUUUAAUCCCAGCUGGAUAUGCCCCAGGCUUUAUAGGAUGCAAGAAGACCACUCCUCAUCCCAUCGAGUGCUGCUGUCCCUGCUAUCAGAAAAUGAUACCACGUGGGUGGGAAAGACUUAAGCUCAUUUGGUUCUCAGAUUCUUAGGAUUGACUGAUGAUGAAGGCUGUCAGGGAAGGGGAAGAAUUCUUUCUUUUUUUUUUUCUUUUUUUGGCUUUAUGUAUUUAGUUUGGAUUUUUUUGUCACCAGCACAAAAGGAGGACUAAAUGACUCUCUGCCUUUGGUUUCUUUAUUAAUAACUACCCGUUCACCAGGAACAUGGUGUUCGUUCGCGAUCGAGCACGGAUGUCAGUUCAAGGAGAGAGGAGUUUCAACCCGAUCUUGCAGAUGCAUUUAGUGAGCCGAGUUCAUGUUUGCUUUUCUUCCCUGCCCCUCUUCCAGCCAGGAAGGCAGUCUGCAGAUUGUAAUGUUUCCAAAUCUUCUGAUGGCGAGCUAAUGAUAAAUAAGUGCAAACUCAAAUUCCAGUUGAGUAUGGUUUUUUUCCUAAGGGACUGGCUGCCACCAAAACUUGUCUGCUAGGUGGGAACCGGUGCAGGAGUCUCUCACUUUUGUUGGAUUCUGUUUUGAAUAGACUUUGAACUGUUGGUAGUCUAAAAAUCUAAUUCACUGAAUAGACAAAACACCUUUGUUCAGUCUUUCUAAUUCAGCGAAGAGCAGUUGGGCCUUUCACAUGUUUCCAGAGACUUAAAAGUGAAACUGUUU